Molecule: messenger RNA, 1209 nt
Organism: Botrytis byssoidea
Lineage: Eukaryota; Fungi; Ascomycota; Leotiomycetes; Helotiales; Sclerotiniaceae
Exons: 3
Coding region: 1-1209 (402 amino acids)
Molecular function (GO): zinc ion binding; 5-methyltetrahydropteroyltriglutamate-homocysteine S-methyltransferase activity
Source: RefSeq, a predicted model, not a curated record
AUGGCGACCAUUCAUCAUAAUCCCCCUUUUCGCGCCGAACAUUUGGGUUCUCUUCUUCGCCCAGCAGAGCUUCUCACCAAGCGUGGUGCUUUUGAGAAGAAUAAUCUAAGCCAGGAAGAACUUACACAAAUUGAGAAUGAUUCUAUCAAGCAGGUAGUAGAGCUACAAAAAGAGUGCGGAUUUAGGGCCGUCAGUGAUGGGGAAUAUCGACGCGCUGUAUUUUGGGGAACGUUUUUCGAGGAGCUCGACGGCAUGACCGAAAUUCGCAACCCUUCUAUGGAUAUUUUCCGUCCAUACGUUCCUGAUAUCGCUGGAUUCAUCGAGAAAGGUCACAAGCCAGGUCAAUCUUGCCUCUGCACCGGCAAAAUAAAGCACACUGGAAAGUCGACACUCAUUGGUCAAUUCGAGUAUUUAAAAACUCUUGUUCAUGAAGAGAGAUGGGGUGAUAUCAAACUGACAAUGAUUGCCCCACCGUGGUAUCAUCUUAGAUAUAAGGAUGGAAAGGCUUUCCCUAAAGAAGUAUACGCAAACGAUGAGGAAUACUUUUCAGAUAUCUCGAAAGCUGUCAGUGCAGAGUUGGACAUCUUGUACAAAGCUGGACUCAGAAAUGUGCAGUUUGAUGACCCAAAUUUCGCAUAUUUCUGUUCCGAGAAAAUGUUGAAGGGUUGGGAGGAAGACAAAUCUAACACUAAAACUGCUGAAGAGUUGCUUGAUGCCUAUAUCAAGUGUUAUAAUGACAGCAUCGAGAAACAUACCUCGAAAAUGCAUUUUGGUCUACACAUUUGCAGGGGUAACUUUAUGGGAUCACGUCACUUUUCCGAAGGAGGUUAUGAUCGUAUUGCUACUAAGCUCUUUCAGAACCUGAAUGUAGCAACAUACUACCUCGAAUAUGACACACCACGGGCCGGAGGCUUUGAGCCACUGCUCUACCUCCCAUCUCACAAGAACGUUAUUCUUGGAGUCAUCACCUCAAAGUUUCCAGAACUCGAAGACAAAGAGGAGAUGAAGGCAAGAGUUAUGGAAGCUGCCGAUAUAGUAGCAAAAGGAGCAGGUCAAACGAGAGAAGAAGCAUUAAAGAGAUUGGGAGUAAGCCCUCAAUGUGGGUUUGCUAGUCACGAGGAGGGUAAUUCAUUAGGAUGGGAAGAUAUGAAGAACAAGUUACUUUUGGUUAGAAGUAUUGCAGAUGAUAUCUGGCCUGGUGAAGCUUAA